Molecule: messenger RNA, 2318 nt
Organism: Apus apus (common swift)
Lineage: Eukaryota; Metazoa; Chordata; Aves; Apodiformes; Apodidae
Gene: CISD1
Product: CDGSH iron sulfur domain 1
Exons: 3
Coding region: 56-382 (108 amino acids)
Biological process (GO): regulation of autophagy
Cellular component (GO): mitochondrial outer membrane; intracellular membrane-bounded organelle
Molecular function (GO): 2 iron, 2 sulfur cluster binding
Source: RefSeq, a predicted model, not a curated record
GCGCGGGCGGCAGGCGGGGCUUGCGGGUGCCCUCUGCGGCGUCGGAGCGGGAGCCAUGGGGCUGGGGCAGAACGGCGCCGUGCGGGUUGAAUGGAUUGCUGCAGUCUCCUUAGCUGCUGGAGCAGCUGCUGUUGGGUACCUAGCUUACAAAAAAUUUCUCUCGAAAGACAAGUGCUGCAAGGCAGUGGUGAAUCCCCAUAUCCAGAAGGAUAACCCCAAGGUAGUCCAUGCAUUUGAUAUGGAAGACCUGGGAGACAAGGCUGUCUACUGUCGUUGUUGGAGAUCUAAGAAGUUCCCACUGUGUGAUGGCUCUCACACAAAGCACAACGAGGAGACUGGUGACAACGUUGGGCCUCUGAUCAUCAAGAGGAAGGAGGCGUAGAGUGGACAGUAGAAGCUACAAAACCAAUGUCUGACAAAUCCUCUGCUCACUUGUAAUUGGGGGGGAAAAAACCACAAAUUCUUUGUCAUGUCACUGAAGACUUUCCAGUGUAGUAUAUACAUCAGGCUUCAGCAUGUGUAUUUUCUCUGGUGCUUGUCUGGUUUUAAUCACUACAAUGCAUAAUGUACUAAAUAGUCAUGGUUUAAAUUUCUUGUCCUGUGAAGUGUGUGUACCCUGUCACUGAGUAUGAAACUGAAAUGACGCUCAGAAUGUACUUAAUCAGAAAAUAGGUAUUAAAUUAUUUUCAAAUACGUAUGUGCUGCUCUGAGGCUGUUCAGCAGCAUGUGUGUUGGAAAGGUAGAUCCUAAAAUCCUGGAGAGGUUUUGAAGUCCUAAAGUCACAGGUCUGGAUAGAUUUCUAGGUAAAAGGCAGUGGCAGGAAAGAAAUAAGGGUGCCAAAAUGCAGCUUAACCUCUGAUGAUGCUGCAUUUUCUGCAGACACCAUGUUUGGCCUGCCAGACUACUGUUCUGGCUGGCUUCUGUAGGAGAACAACUUUAAAAUUGCUAACUACAAACAGACAACAUAAAAAGACUGAGACCAAGAUGGGGCUAAAGGGUAUCUUUACGUUUGAUUUUACAGCAGUGUUGAAACUUGACCCUACUACUCUAUGGUAUCAAGAGCAUCCUACCAGAACUGCAGACCUGUUUCUAGAGUAGGAUUAGGAAGAUGGUCUCUGUGAGAGUUUUCUUAAUAGAGAAGUGGAAUGGUAGAAAGUGCUCAAAGAAUGAUGGGCAGGGGAUGGCAGGGUUGUCUUUGCUGCUAGAAAGCCUUAGUUUCACUUGCAGUCUCUAGCAGUGAAGCUAACUUCCGCAGACCACAGGACGCUUCUGUGGGGGAGGCAAUGCUGAUUUAUUCCAGAAGCUAAAAUAAAAACUAAAACCCACCCAUCAUGACUGUCUGCUUCAUCAUUGCUCUGGCUGGUUCCGGAGGACUCUUCCCGCUGUGGAGGGAGGAGACACACCUUUCUAAGUGGCCUUAGGCUCAAUGUGUCUUAAAAAAACCCUCCUGCCUCCCUGGGCUAACCUGUUAGUGUGGUUGAGCUGAUUUUACCAAAAGAACUGACAUGGGCAAGGAAAGGCUCUGGCAAUGGCUAGAAACAAGGGAGAAAGGAAGGAUGAGAGAAGAGAGCUCUUGUCCUCCUUCUGUAUGGCACUCGUCUGACACAGCUGCAUUAAUAGCCAUCAUGUUGGUUUCCUUAAAAUAGCUUUGAUUUAUUAGCAUGCAAAUUACUACAAACCAAAGCCCAAAGAGGGGUGUGGCAGAGGGCAGUUGGGAAUUCAGCCUGGUCCAUCAGCACAAUUGCAGCCUGCAUGAGAGUGAGCUCUCGGUGUCCUGGCACAGGGAGACUACCUCACAGCUAGGGGAAAGGCCUUCUCAAGAAGCUGACAUUUUAACCAGGACCCUUAAGGACUGGGGGACUAGAGGUUUUAUUUAAUAUUUUUGUUUUUAAGGGUUUGACUGGCACAAGUCAUAAAGAUUGAAGAAAAUGUUUUGCAUAUUCUUGAGACCUGCAGGGGCUGAGUUCUUAGGUGACUGAUGUGAAUUUUGGCAGAGGGCAUGAAAAGCAGGGAAGGUGGCUCAGAGGCAGAGAAAGGGUUUGCAGGUUUGCUACAGUAGGGGCAACUACUGGCUGUAAGAGGCCUCUACUUGUAAGAAGUUGCAGUCAAACACAUUUCAUUUCUACCUUUUCUUCCUGUCUUGACUGUAAAGGAACUUGAUAUUUUUUACUUGGCCAAGCACUGAUGCCUGUGGAAAGUUGUUUUAAAUGAUCAAAUACAUUGCUUUUAUCUGAAAAACGAAGUUGUUUCUGUAUUAUUAGAAUAUGGCACUGGAUAUUUCUGUAUUUCUGUCAAAUACACAUUUGAGCUCAUCUUCA